Messenger RNA from Ctenocephalides felis (cat flea), 1719 nucleotides. RefSeq names its product transcription factor Ken 2 (gene ken). The coding region runs from base 1 to 1719 and encodes 572 amino acids. Gene Ontology annotation, cellular component: nucleus. The transcript has 3 exons. Gene Ontology annotation, molecular function: protein binding; DNA-binding transcription factor activity; RNA polymerase II cis-regulatory region sequence-specific DNA binding. NCBI's taxonomy places the organism in Eukaryota, Metazoa, Arthropoda, Insecta, Siphonaptera, Pulicidae. The record is from RefSeq and is a predicted model, not a curated record. Gene Ontology annotation, biological process: regulation of transcription by RNA polymerase II.
AUGUUCGAGCACGGUCUUUUAACGCUGCACUACGGUAAGCACCGGGCUUGCAUACAACAAGAACUAGCCGCGGCCAGACGAGGCGCACACCCGACCGACUUGAGCGUCAUCUGUGACUCGGGUCUAGACCUUGGAAAUAUCAGCGGCGAGGGACAUCCAGAUAUCACGCAGAGAGGGCGAGCGAACAAGACGAGAGUUGUUCUGCAAGCGCACAGACUGGUUCUUGCUGCUGCUAGUCCACUUAUUAGAAAAUUAUUACACGAAUUACCUCUACUAGAACAAACAAUAACCGUACAUUUACCGGGCAUUCGAGCGCAAUCGUUUAAGCAUUUACUGGACUUCUUGUACAGUGGCCAGGCUUGUGUUCAGUCCACUGAGUUGGAUCAAAUGCAAGAGUUGUUUGAUCUGCUACAAAUACGAUCGGAUAUAUUUGCUAAACGUCAUCAACAGCAACAACGGCUCAUUACCUCGGAUAGUGAUUGUUCGUCGGAAGAACCUGGAACAUCUGGUGUUAAAUCUGAUAUUGUUAAAAGCAAGCACGAAGACCAAAAGCUAGAUGAAGAUGAGGAUGCGGCAUGUGGAGAUACGUCAUCUUUACUCGCAACGAGAGGUGAAGACAACGACAGGGAACGAAGGAGUUCAUCGGAUCCUGUUGAUUUAUGCGUUACCACGAGAACUUCAGAUGAUACCAAACCGACCUUCCUUCGUGACGACAUAGCCCAUGAUACCAAAACUCUCCGACAAAUUGAGGAAUCACAAGAAAGCAAAUCACACUCUAUUCGACAUAUAGAGGAAUCUCAAGAUACUAUGGAAAGUAAAUCCGGAUUAAUGAAUUAUGCCAGUCACACAUUCAAAUUGUACAGAGCGGGAUAUACGGAAGAUGUACAUAUGGAUACUAAAACUCAAACACUGACGCAUGCCGAGGAUUCACAGGAUACUAUUGAUAACAAAUCUGGUGUCAAAAGUUGCGCAAGUCACACGGAAGAUUCACAAGACAUCGAUAUCGAGACUGUUCUGACACCAUCUGCAGAAGAUUUGGAUUCGACGAGUCAUAAACGUAAACAACGAACCUGCGAGGAAUACAAAGAUUUUAAGUCGAGCGAACUUCUGACAUACCCCAGCCCAGAAAACUAUGUCGUGACACCGCAUCGUAAACGAAGACCUGGAUUUCAUAAUUCACCAGCUCAGAAUCCACCGUUUGUGCCUUUUUCACCAAGUUAUAUAGAAGACUACAGAAAGACCCUGUUGCCCGUAGGACCCCCUUACAACAACCCACUAUGGCCCGUUGAAAAUACAUCUUCAGGAAGCAGUAAUAUCGGUGCCAGUAGCACAAGUUCGGCGGUCGGCGUCGGCGUGGGCGCUGAGCCCGCCGGCUCCGCUCCGUCCACGGGUCGGCCGCACCAACCUCCCGUUCGAGAAUACCGAUGCGAGUACUGUGGGAAACAAUUUGGCAUGUCGUGGAACUUGAAGACCCAUCUGCGAGUGCAUACAGGAGAAAAACCUUUUGCGUGUCGAUUGUGCGUCGCGAUGUUUAAACAAAAAGCUCAUUUAUUGAAACAUUUGUGUUCAGUGCAUAGGAACGUAAUUAGUUCGCCUGAAAAUGGUGGUAGGUUCAAUUGUUGUUUUUGUUCAUUGUGGUUUGAAACAUUACCUGAACUCGUACGACAUUUGUCUGGUCCACAUAAUAGUUUACUUCUCAGUAAAAAUUUACAUGAAUGA